This is a messenger RNA of Sordaria macrospora k-hell, 807 nucleotides long. RefSeq lists its product as uncharacterized. Gene Ontology annotation, molecular function: oxidoreductase activity. The record is from RefSeq and is a predicted model, not a curated record. NCBI's taxonomy places the organism in Eukaryota, Fungi, Ascomycota, Sordariomycetes, Sordariales, Sordariaceae.
AUGCCUAUCUCAAUUCCCACCGCCUCCCUCGAAGGCAAAGUCGCCCUCGUCACCGGCGCCGGCCGUGGUAUCGGCCGUGGCGUUGCCCUCGAGCUCGCCCGCCGCGGCGCCUCCGUAAUCGUCAACUACGUAUCCUCCGCGGGUCCCGCCAACGAAGUCGUCAAGGAAAUCGAGUCCUACAACAACGGGGCGCGCGCCAAGGCCAUCCAAGCCGACGUCCGCAAAGUCUCUGAAAUCGACCGGCUCUUCGCCGAAGCCAAGCAGGCCUUUGGCCGCAUCGACAUCGUCAUGUCCAACUCGGGAACCGAGUCGUGGGACAAGACCGAGGAGAUCACCGAGGAGAAGUACGACUACGUGUUCGACCUCAACGCCAAGGCGCAGUUCUUCGUCGGGCAGGCGGCGUACAAGCACCUCGAGCAGAACGGGCGGGUCAUCCUCAUGACGAGCAUCGCUGCCGGCCUGAUGGGGGUCAAGAACCACGCGCUUUAUAAUGCCUCUAAAAUGGCGGUGCAGGGGUUUGUCAAGGCUUUUGCGACGGAUUUCGGUGAUAAGGGCAUCACGGUCAAUGGUGUUGCCCCGGGAGGCAUCAAGAGUGAUAUGUUUGCUGAGAACGCGUGGCAUUAUAUCCCUGGUGGAACCCCCGAUCUGGGCAAGGACAAGAUUGAGAGGAUGAUGGCUGAGCAUUGUCCCCUGGGAAGAUGCGCGGUGCCGGAGGAUGUGGCGAGGGUGGUGGCGUUCUUGGCCAGUGAGGAUGGGGGGUGGGUUAAUGGUCAAAUCAUUACCAUCUCUGGUGGUUCUUCCCAGUAG